Molecule: messenger RNA, 1684 nt
Organism: Triticum urartu
Lineage: Eukaryota; Viridiplantae; Streptophyta; Magnoliopsida; Poales; Poaceae
Source: RefSeq, a predicted model, not a curated record
UUCCAAGGGUCGUCGGGGCGGGACAACCCGUCCUUGUUCCACCGUCGGUCAUUCCAGGCCGGGCGCAGCCGGAGCCUGAGGAUGGAGGGCGACAUCCUCGCCCCCAGGCUCGACCGCCGGUACAGCGUCAACGACCGCGUCAUGUACGGCAGCAGGCCGAGCGACUACCAAGCCAACUACCACCGGUGGGAGGACGAGAACAACGACGGCGAGUCGCCCAGCACGGUGUUCUCGCCGAUGUCGUAUGGGUACGGCAAUGCGCCGCCGUACGUGGAAGAAACCAAUGGGACGGCUGCUGGCCACACGAGGUACUGCCUUGUUGCAAGCAAGCAAAUGGUUGGGUUGUUCCUCAUGGUUUGGGCUAGGAGAGAAAUAAAGAGUGACAUACGGAAUCUCAAGGUCUCUUGUGUCGGCAGAGGAUUGAUGGGGUAUCUUGGAAACAAGGGCUCGAUUUCCGUUAGCAUGCUAUUGCACCAAACGAGCUUCUGCUUCGUCUGCAGUCACCUGACAUCAGGGCACAAGGACGGCGACGAGCACCGCCGAAAUUCUGAUGUCAUGGAAAUCCUGAGAAAAACCAGGUUUCCAAUGGUUUAUGGGCAAUAUGAAAGAUCGGCUGAAACUGUCCUAGAGCAUGAUCGAAUCGUUUGGCUUGGGGACCUGAAUUACCGGAUAGCGCUUUCUUACCGGGCAGUGAAGGCCCUUGUGGAGAUGCGCGACUGGAAAGCAUUGUUAGAGAAAGAUCAGCUGAGGAGCGAGCAAAGAGGCGGCCGCGUCUUCCCCGGGUGGAAUGAGGGGAGGAUAUACUUCCCGCCGACAUACAAAUACUCGAAUAACUCUGACAAAUAUGCAGGGGAAGACAUGAAUCAGAAGGAGAAGAAGAGAACACCUGCAUGGUGCGACCGUAUUUUGUGGUACGGGAGAGGCCUUAGCCAACUAUCCUAUGUCCGGGGAGAGUCGCGCUUCUCUGACCAUAGACCUGUGUACAGCAUGUUCAGUGCAGAAGUAGAGUCCAUCAAUCACAGCCGGAUACAGAAGAUGAGUUCUUCAAGCUCGCAACUCGACAUCGAGGAAUUGCUGCCCUAUUCAUAUGGGUACACCGACAUCAACCCGUAUGGAUACACUGAUCUUAAUUUCUACUAGAGUGGAAUUCAGAACGAGCCUUCAUGCCUCAUGGGAUUGGGAGGUACACUUGAGAAAUUGUAAGCCCAGUGCUGAGCCUGAAUUGCGUUGCAACGUCAGUCUUUGUUGACAACAGAGGAUAGCGUAUGCGGUGAAGCCAAUUGGUGCUCUUUUUUGCAGUAUAAACCAAGUUAGGAAGAGAUUGCAGGCAGCAGAAAGUGAGAUGUUUCACUGACUCCAUACAGAUAAAAUGAUAACAGAAAAUAACAUACCUUACAUAACUCAUACAAUGGGCAGGUAGUAUCAGCCGUUGUCCCAUCUGAAAUCCAAUCUGUGACUUCGGCCAAAGCAGAUAUAUGCUGCCAGAUAGAAAUGGCGAGUGUUUCCCAGAAUUUUUUCCUGUACAUUGUAAGACAAUUUCUUCCAUUAUUUUUGGUUGCUGUGAGAAAACGACAAGACUCGCGUCGUGAGAUCCUUGUUUUUCUUGGCUUUUGAGAGCUGUAAAAAAGAUCAUGAAUGCAUGCAGUGUUUAUACUCAUUUUUCUGGAUGGAAUAGAGAAGCAGG